Messenger RNA from Rhizophagus irregularis DAOM 181602=DAOM 197198, 3433 nucleotides. RefSeq lists its product as uncharacterized. Gene Ontology annotation, biological process: regulation of ARF protein signal transduction. Gene Ontology annotation, molecular function: guanyl-nucleotide exchange factor activity. NCBI's taxonomy places the organism in Eukaryota, Fungi, Glomeromycota, Glomeromycetes, Glomerales, Glomeraceae. The record is from RefSeq and is a predicted model, not a curated record.
AAAAAAACGAAAUUUAUUUUCUUUUCAAUUUUAAUUGCCAUAAUUUUCAAGGCAAUUUUUAAGAUCAUACUUUGAUCCUUGGAAAUAUAUAUUUUUUUUUACUUGGUGUGUCGGCGGCGCUCAAAAAAUAUUACAAUCUUUGUUUCUCUUUACCUUCUUUUCUGAUAAGACUGCGUCUUAUAUUUAUGUCCCAAACAAUUGGUUUCUUGCCAAACUUUAAUUUCCAACCUGCAUCUUCAUUCGUAUUUUAAACAACAAUAGGCUUUUUUUCAUUUAAUAGACUUGCAUUGCAAAGGACAAUUUAGGUAGUUGACCAAACGUUCUAUAUAGAUCUAUUUUUAGUAUGGUUUCAGUAAAUGAUAGAAAGCAAUUAAACAAAUACAAUGACCUUUCAAUGAAAAGUUCUAUAAUUUCUCAAAUACCUCCAAAUGAUAAUUUAGCGAAAAUCACGGCAAGUUUUGAAGAAAUUGUUCAACCACCACCAUAUGAUAAUAAGUUGCAGUCAUCAAAAUCAAAAAAAACACCGUCAUCAUCAACAUCAACAUCACCAACAAUUAUAUCAACACCUGAGUCAGAUCCGGCAACGAAAAUUACAAGGACAACUACAACCACUACGGUUACCACUGUCACCACAACGACCAUAUCUGCUAAAAAUUCACCGGGGCAGGGCCCACUUUACCUUGACUUUGGAGACUUUAGUAUAUCUCCAAUUGAGCCUGAUAAGCUCGGUAGUAGUGGUGAAGAUGGUAAAAACAAACAUUUAUCUUCAUCAUCCCAAAAAACACCAUUAGUAUCUCUUGACAAUAAUAUUAAUGUUAAUGAUCCUUCAUCUAUUACGAUCGUCUCAUCAAAAACUUCAACCGAUCCCGUGAAAAUUCAACAAGUUGAAGAACUUUCCCCUACUUCAACAACUUCUUCUUCUAAUACACUUUCAUCCGAAUCACGGCGUCCUUUUCCUCCUCCUAGACUAGGAUUAAAAGGUUAUCAAAAAUCUCAUCUUGAAAAUUCGGAACCUUUUAGUCCACGGAGGCAGCAUUAUCUUAAACGUAUUGAAUCAGCUCCUGUUAUGCCUAAUUUAUCCAGUGAUGUAUAUUAUAGCGAUAUGCUUCUAUCUACAAAGUCUAUGUAUAAUUUAAAUCAUUUGGAUCAAAAAAAUACUGUGCCACUGGAAAAUAAAUUGAGUACUGAGACACCGAAACAAUAUCUCGAAAGGAUGCAAUUUACUUUAUCAAAAUCAAAACUUCCUUCCAUGCUAGCAAAAAAAUCAGACUCUUUCCAUCAAGCUGUUCUUAAAGAAUAUAUGAAUGCUUUUGAUUUUGAAAAGGAUCCUAUUGAUAUUGCAUUACGAAAAUUCUUGAUGGAAUGCCACCUUCCAAAAGAAACGCAACAAAUUGAUCGUGUUAUGGAAGCUUUUGCUAAGAGAUAUCAUGAAUCUAAUCCUGACUUGUAUGCUUCUUCAGAUACCCCAUACGUUCUUGCAUUUUCUUUACUAAUGCUUCAUACUGAUGCAUUUAAUAAGAGCGUUAAACGUAAAAUGACAAAGGAAGAAUUUGUAAAGAAUACACGCAUUGAUGGUGUAUCUUCUGAAAUUUUAGAGAUCCUUUAUGAUAAUAUUACAUUCGCACAAUUCAUAUACGCUGAUGAUGACAUUGACGUGAAUGGUCAAACGAUACUUGAAUCGCCAGCAGAUCAUAAGCAAUUAAGGAUUUUUUCUUCUGCUAAAGAACGACGUAAAUCAAUGCGUAUAAAAAAUGAUCCUUACACAGUUAUUCAGACUAAAAUUCCAACCGAAUUUAAACCAGCUAUAAGACAUUUAAUUCCUAUAGAGAAUCCUUAUCUUUACAUGGGAACACUUCCGUCGUUGGAUACUGGAAAUUUGCAUCGGGCAUUUGCGAGUGCACCUUCGGUUAGGGUUACAGGUGUUCAAACUCGUCGUAAUGGUGAAACUUUAAACCCCACAAAUACUUCAAUUCAACCUUUAGAUGAAGAAGACGGUACUUUUGUCCUUAAAAUAACCAAAGGCGGUAAAUUGGGUAGAAAAGUGGACAUGGUUGAAGGUAAAAAGAAGAGUGGGUUUGUAAGAAGUUGGAGGCAAUACGGCGUGAUAUUAAGCGGGAGCCAACUAAUGUUCUUUAAAGAUGAAGUUUGGUUUAAUACUCAGAUGGCCGAGAUAUAUGAUUCAAAGAAGUCGAAAAAGCCUCCAAUUUUAAGACCUGAUGUUAUUCUCAUGACGGCAGAAUCAGUUGCUGUAUAUGAUAAGACUUAUACAAAGUACCCGCAUGUCUUCCGACUUGUGUGUCCUAAAGGUCAUCAGUAUCUUUUCCAAGCUGAAAGUGAAGAUGAAAUGAAUGAUUGGAUUACAAAAAUCAAUUAUGCUGCAACUUUCAAGACCAUUGGUUUGAAAAUAAGGAAUAUUAAUGUCCGAUCAAUAAAGGAAAAAAGGAAUCCGCAAAAUUUAUUAUUUAACAACAAACUUGGCGACCAUAAUUCAAAUGAGGCUAAUGGAAGAGCAAACGUUUUAAGGUCUAAACUUGAUGAACUCCAAAGUAAAAUAUCAGCAUUAACAUCACAGCUCCAAUUAGAUGUGCGUUUCAGGAAUAAUUUAUUCCUUAUGAUACCAUAUAAGAACACAACACGAGAUCGUAUUAUACAAGUUGCUCAUGUAGUAGCUCAAAAACUUAAGCACACCUGCCUUGAGCUUAGUCGGCUGGUUUGCUAUCAUGAGAUCUUAGAAAAAGAAUUAUGUGCCACUGUUAUGGACGAUGAUAAUUACUGGCAAAAUAGAAGAAGUAUGUACAGACUUGGUGAAAGCACUAUGGAAUUCGAGCCGUUUGGUAAAGAUAUAGUAGAAACAACUUUAAGAUUUACAGAGAAACCUGAGACAGAUAAUGACAAGAAAGAGAAACAUACUACCAUGACCUUAUUACCAAUGUCUUCAACGUCAUCAUUGUCCACAAUGCCAUGCUUAACCCCAAGUUCUUCGAUUACAGAUUCUACGCCUCCAAGAUCACCAGAUAAUGAAAGAACUUUCAGCAUCUCACAGACUGAAGUUGAGUUGGAAAUUAAACCUUCAGAUGAAGAUAACAGAAGUAUCUUUAGAGAUGAUUCAUCUAGCGUUAUUAGUCUCGAUUUUGAAGAUGCUCAAGAAAGUUUUGAAGAAUUUAAUAGUGAAACAAAUGAAAAAGAACACGAGAAAUUACAAACUAGUGUACCUACAGUAGUAAUUAAUCAUGAAUACGAUGAUGAUGAUGACGAUGAUGUAUUUGUAGAUGCUGAAGAUUGGUAAUAGAAUAGCGUAAUCUAAGCUAGGAAUUCUUGGGGGAAGGGAAAAGCAAAAGUAUUUAUUUAUAGUUAAACUUUUAAUGAAAAAAAUUUUAAUUAUUUAUUGUAAAUUGUAUUGAUAAUUUUUUUUAUAUAUACAUAUUUUUUUUUG